AGUUAGCAAAUAGUGCCUAUGGUUGAAAAUAGUAAAAUCAAUAAUUUGUUGAUUAUUAGUGUCUGUUUCUUUUGUUUUUCUAUCUGUAAGGGUGUAAGUUUAAAUCAAACGUAGAUCCUUGAAAGUAUUAAAGCUAUUUCUUAAAGAUGUCUUCUGGGAGUGAAAGCGAUGAUGAUUAUGUACCGGGAGAGCCGGAAAAAGUGUCGGAGGAAGAAUCAGCAGAUGAUGAAACUGACUUACAAUUUGAAAAAGAACUUGAACACAAAACAAACAAACGAAAAUCUACACAAUCAUGUAAGGGUAAAAAGAAAAAAAUUAAAAAAACCGUUAAAGAAGUUGCUUCUGACUCAAAUGAAGAAAUAGAAGAAAAGUCAAUAGUGCUGGCAGACCCAGAGGAAGAAAAAAAACGACAGGAUGAUUUAUGGGCAAAGUUUUUAGAGGGAACAGACACUAAACCUAAAUCUGCAACAAAAGAUUUAAAUGAAACACAAACAGUAGUUAAAAACACAGAAUCUAAAAAAGAGGAAAAUGUUAAAAAUACUGCAGAUGAUAAAGAAAGGGAAAGACGAAUAUUUGAAUUUGCUGGAGAAACUAUUGUUGUUGAAAAUGAGACAAUCAAAGAAAAAAUUAAAACACAAGAGAGCACAGAGAAGGCACAAAAGUUAGAUGGACCAUCACGAAGUCGUGGAGGGGGAUUGUCAAAUCUGUUGGGUCAGUUAAAUAAAAAAAACCAACUGUCAACUCUUGAAAAAUCUAAACUUGAUUGGAAUACUUAUAAAAAAGUGGAAGGAAUAGAAGAAGAAAUCGUAAACCAUAAUAAGGGAAAGGCUGGGUAUUUGGAUCGCCGAGACUUUUUGGACAGAACAGAUGUACGUCAGUAUGAGCUAGAGCGGGAUUUGCGAAUGAGUAAACGAAGCAAUCGAUAAAUAAAAGCAAUCAAUGUUUACUAUUAUACUCACUAUGUUAUAAGAUUUUAAUUUGUAGUCGUCACUGUCAACUUAAUAAAAUAAUCUGGUGGAAA
Nymphalis io (European peacock) is the source of this 1021-nucleotide messenger RNA. Its product is annotated as craniofacial development protein 1. Bases 147 to 926 code for a protein of 259 amino acids. The record is from RefSeq and is a predicted model, not a curated record. The transcript is spliced from 4 exons. Lineage: Eukaryota; Metazoa; Arthropoda; Insecta; Lepidoptera; Nymphalidae.